Dentiscutata erythropus is the source of this 147-nucleotide messenger RNA. Lineage: Eukaryota; Fungi; Glomeromycota; Glomeromycetes; Diversisporales; Gigasporaceae. The record is from the annotation of a GenBank genome assembly.
AUGCCUUAUAUUGUAUUAAAAGUUUUAUUAAUAAAGAUUUACGGGUUGCAUUCUGAAUUUGCCUCUGGAACUCCUGAUUAUAUUGAAUUGGAUAAUCUAGGCAACUUAUUCGAAUUCCAAAUUGAGAUCGUAUUGUCAGGCUUGUAG